Molecule: messenger RNA, 1592 nt
Organism: Branchiostoma belcheri (Belcher's lancelet)
Lineage: Eukaryota; Metazoa; Chordata; Leptocardii; Amphioxiformes; Branchiostomatidae
Product: RING finger and transmembrane domain-containing protein 2-like
Exons: 9
Coding region: 129-1373 (414 amino acids)
Biological process (GO): positive regulation of ERAD pathway
Molecular function (GO): ubiquitin protein ligase activity
Source: RefSeq, a predicted model, not a curated record
AUUCAGGAAUAGAACGGUCUGAAACCUCGCCCUUUGAUUGGCGCAGACGAUCUGACUUCACUUUCAAGAUGGCGCGUUUCAGUUCCUGAGCAAAAACAGACGAUAUUUGGACGCUACAAAUCCUAUGCAUGAUGGCAGAGAGCAGGCCUAGGCGCGGCUCUGCUAGCAAUAACAAUGGUACAACAGCACGGGGCCGACUGACUGGUCUAACUCCGACCGUCUUGAGUCAAGCCGUGGACACUCUAAGAACCGACCCGUCUCUAAGAAACGAGGUGGCUUCCUUACUGAGAGAGAUAGCUCCUCAGAUCUCGCAAAGGCCGCAGCAAAAUGCAGCAGGAAGGGCGCCACUAGCCGGGUUCACAGAUGGCGACAUUGAGAACAGACCAGGUGAGGCUAGUGCCACGCCCUACCAGGAGGAGACCAUAGCAGUGGAGAUGCCCGAAGGAACUCCUCACAGGGACUCGGAGGAGCCUCAAGACGCCCAAGAAGAAGUGACAGGCCCUCCUUUAAGGAGAUGGCUCGGCUGGAUGGAAAAAAGUGUGCCUUUCGUUGCCCUCUUGCUGGUCAAGAUCCUCUAUGCACACAGACUAGGUAUUUGUAUCCUCUUGGGCCUGUUUGGAACAUUUAUACACACCAAUGCAACCAUCAAGAGUCAAGUGGCAUUGAAGGAGAGAAGAUCGGUUAAGAUGCUGCUCUGGCUGGUUUUGUUCCUGACUGCAAACAUCAUGCUCAUAUAUUACGUGUUUGAGGAGGAACAACUCCAGAACAGUUUGAUCCUGAUGCAGCCGAACUUUGCCUGGGUGGAUUUCUGGACCCUCCUGUGGGUUGUCGGCAUGACAGACUUUGUUAUCAAGUUCAUGAGCAUGGCGGUCAAGUGCCUUAUCGUCCUGCUGCCCAGGGGGGUCAUGCACUUCAAGAGACGGGGAAAGUACUACAUGUUUGUAGAACAGCUGGCUCAGUAUUACAGAAGCCUGACACCCAUGCCUGUCUGGUACAAGUUUCUGUCCGACAGUGACCACUCCGGUGGGCCCAUCCUCGCCUUCCUACUUACAGCAAGCUACUUCAUACUCAAGACCCUGGGACUGUGGAAUAAAGCCAAGCAGCUGAGACAAGCCUGGCUGAAGGUUAUACGAGACACGAACUAUGGGCAGCCGGCGUCCCAGGACCAGAUGGUAGCGGCAGGAAACGUGUGUGCCAUCUGCCAGGAGGACUUCAAGGGACCCAUCUCACUCCAGUGUAAGCACGUGUUCUGUGAGGACUGUGUCCUAGUGUGGUUCGACCGUGAGAAGACGUGUCCGAUGUGCCGUGCAGAAAUCGCAGAUGACCCUCUGUGGCGGGACGGAGCCACCAGUGCCUUCGUACAGCUCUACUGAAACAUAUCAACACAACUUCUUAAUCUUACUUCUCAGAUUUUAUAAGAAAAAAAUCAACGCAUUCACUCACUAUCCAGUUUCAUCAUCAUCAUCUUUAUAAAUCUGGUGAGGUACACUUGAUAAAGUUACUCCAGUAUGUCCUAUCCCUCAUAGCAGACACUAAUGCACUAUCCGGUUUAGCGUCUGUUGUUCCCCGACUUCCGAGGGUUAGACAUACUU